AGCAGCUAGCUAGAAUAAAAAAAAAAAGGUGCACUACCAAUUUUUUCCCAAUUAAAAGUUAGUGUUUUGUAAUUUUGAAAAUUGUCGCAGCAAUCUACAACCACAGUAGUUUUUAAGAUGUGGAAACCUAAUGAAGAUUUUGUUAGUAUUCUGCUUUCAAUGGGAAUUUCCAGGAAUGUUGCGGAAAGGGCAUUGCUCAACACAGGAAAUAGCUCGGCUGAAAUGGCAGCUGCAUGGGUUUUUGAUCAUCCUGAUAGAACAUUGCCUGAGCUUCCUCUCACUGCUGAUGAAAUUGCAAACCUCUCAGACUUACCACCCCAGGAAAACAUGAGCGAUGAGAAUUGUGGGGAAGAUGAGGAAGACGAUGUGCUGCCAGAAGCCUAUGAUGGCCCAUACAAAAUGGUUUUUGUUGUCAACACUGAAUUAGGAAUGGGAGUAGGGAAAAUUGCAGCACAAGUGGCACAUGCUGCUCUAGGGUUACACCGUGCGCUGAUUGACAAGGAAAUGGAAGAAAAUGAAGAAUGUGGGCCUUUGACUUGUUGGGAAGACUAUGAUGGAGAAAGAAAAAUUGCUCUGAAAGGUGAAAGCAAGGAACAUCUCCUUGAUCUAUUAAAGCAAGCAAAAGAAGCUGGCCUUUGUCACUACUUGGUGAGCGACGCAGGCCACACGCAAGUUGCACCAGGCUCAAAUACUGUGUUAUCCAUUUUUGGGAAAGAAUCUGAAGUUAACCAAAUUACUGGGAAACUGAAGUUGCUAUAGCAAGCAUUAAAACAUCUA
Daphnia carinata is the source of this 777-nucleotide messenger RNA. RefSeq names its product probable peptidyl-tRNA hydrolase 2. The coding region runs from base 118 to 759 and encodes 213 amino acids. The transcript has 5 exons. Gene Ontology annotation, molecular function: peptidyl-tRNA hydrolase activity; protein binding. Lineage: Eukaryota; Metazoa; Arthropoda; Branchiopoda; Diplostraca; Daphniidae. The record is from RefSeq and is a predicted model, not a curated record. Gene Ontology annotation, cellular component: mitochondrion; cytosol.